Molecule: messenger RNA, 1248 nt
Organism: Diaporthe amygdali
Lineage: Eukaryota; Fungi; Ascomycota; Sordariomycetes; Diaporthales; Diaporthaceae
Exons: 3
Coding region: 1-1248 (415 amino acids)
Cellular component (GO): mitochondrion
Source: RefSeq, a predicted model, not a curated record
AUGCCGCUGUUCCCACCCAAUCAGAGCCCUCCAAGGCAGAGAAAUUCCAUCAUCGCGCAGGAGCAGGAGCUCCAUCUCUUCUGCUCAACAUACGACCGCGACGGACAAGACUGGCCAGCAGUCCGCAUUUUCCCGAACGGAAAGGAAGAGGAUCCCACGAGCAUCGCCACCGGGUCCGCCGGCCGAGGCCGUCAGCUUCCUAAGCUCUUUUCUAAACUCCGACAUAUCCGCCCCCUUCCUUCAACGUACCUUCGAUCAAAUCCUACGAGCAUCAGACGCACGGGCAGCAUUCAUAGCAUCCCGUCGCGCCGGUCUACAACUACAAUCCGAGCAGCCGCCUUGCUCUUCUCCCAACCCGCACGAGCACGACCGACCGCAAUAGAAGAGGCGCCAACAAUGCUACGAAGCUCCAUGUCCGGGGCGUUCCGGGCCUCGGUGCUGGGCCGCCAGCCCACGACGACAGCUUCGGGAGCUCCUCUACGAAGGCUGGCAGCCCAGGGUGGCAGCGCAAACCCCACCAGUACUAUAUUCGCACCAGCGAGAGCUGCCAACAGGCAGGCAGCCGCCACGGGGGCGAGGCCCUUCGGCACUGUGCGGACGACAUUCCUGCGGAGCCCCUCGGCAGCAUCAAGAACGACACAACAGGCGACACAGUGGCUAUCACAGAGGGCGCAGAAGCGCACCUUCAGCUGGACGUGGGCGCGCCGGUCGGGCGGCGGCAAGGGUGCUGGAGCCGGGGCCGGGGCCGGAGCGGAGGCGGAGCCACAGUCGCUGAGCGCGCGCCUGCGCAAGCUGUCGCGCGAGUACGGGUGGGCGGCACUCGGCGUGUACCUGGGGCUCAGCGUGCUCGACUUCCCAUUCUGCUUCCUGCUGGUGCGCAUGGUUGGCACCGACCGCAUCGCCGAGGUCGAGCGCUGGGUCAUGGCCGGCGUGAAGAAGAUCGUGCCCGACUCGGUCAAGGAGCGGUGGCAGGAGUACCGCGCCGCCCUCAAGGACGCCGAGAAGGAGGAGCUGGGCGACAACAGCGCCAGCGAGGGCAUCGAGAAGGUCGGCUGGGGUGUUGAGAAGGCUCAGGAGAGGCACAAGGAGGAAGCGAGUCUCGCGACGCAGCUCGCCCUGGCGUAUGCCAUCCACAAGAGCUUCAUCUUCAUCCGGGUGCCCCUGACGGCGGCAGUGACACCGAAGGUGGUCAAGGUCCUCAGAGGAUGGGGCUACCAGAUCGGCAAGAGGAAGCCGAAGGCACGGUAG